This is a messenger RNA of Hibiscus syriacus, 912 nucleotides long. RefSeq lists its product as uncharacterized. The coding region runs from base 1 to 912 and encodes 303 amino acids. The transcript has 4 exons. NCBI's taxonomy places the organism in Eukaryota, Viridiplantae, Streptophyta, Magnoliopsida, Malvales, Malvaceae. The record is from RefSeq and is a predicted model, not a curated record.
AUGAGGCUUCCUGCUAGAUUCUGUGGGUGGAUUGAGACUUGUGUGACCACUCCUAGAUACUCAAUUGCUCUGAAUGGCAGCCUAGUUGGGUAUUUUAAAGGUGUUAGGGGUGUUAGGCAAGGGGACCCUCUGUCUCCUUACCUAUUUGUAAUUGUUAUGAAUGUUCUCUCUAGGCUGCUUGAUGUUGUUGCUAGGAAUGGAAUUUUCAGAUUCCAUCCAAGAUGUAAGAGGAUCUCCCUUACACAUCUCUGUUUUGCUGAUGAUCUAUUGAUAUUCUGUCAUGGUUCUAUGGAUUCAGUUUUGGGAGUGACUAGUAUUUUAGAAAAGUUCUACCACCUAUCUGGGCUCAAGUUAAAUGCCUUGAAAACUGAGCUUUAUGUCUGUGGGAUAAAUGGUAGUGAAUUAGAACAGAUUCAAGCAGCUACAGUAGGAUUGGUCUUCUUCCUGCAACUUGUUUUGCCUAAGGGUGUGAUUCAUGAUAUAGAGAGGUUGUGCAUGAGAUUUUUUUGGAAGGGUAAUGACUCCCCUGCUCGUGGAGCAAGGAAAUAUCUUGGCUGGAAGUUGAUCAAACUGCAUGAGGAAGUCAGAGGCUUAUUCCCUGCUUCAGGUAGUUGGUUGCAGAUUAAAGGGGACUGGAUCUGGAACAUCAUUCGGGACAGGAAAAGCAAAGUUGCUUGGCAUAGAGUCAUUUGGUUUCCUGCUCACAUCCCUAAGUUUUCAUUGAUCACGUGGAUGGCCAUCCUGGAUCGUUUAUCUACCAGGGAGAGGUUGUGUAGAUUUGCUGUGUUGAUUGAUGCAAGCUGUGGUCUAUGUGGUACUGUCCUGGAAUCAAGAAGCCAUUUGUUCAUAGACUGUUCUUUCUCGAGGGAGGUUUGGAAUCUUUUACUGCAACUUUGUGGGUUGCGAAUGUAG